AUUCCCACGUGGAAGCGCAGAUGUCGAAAUUUUUUAAAAAUGGCAGCUUGGAAUAAUGUGAAGCAUGCUUUUUCAAGAAAUACUUUCAAAAGGGUUUUCAACGUUAAAUUAAAUGGAAAUCUUGUUAAAAAACAGUGCACUUUGACACACGUUUUGGAUGAUGUUCGACCGAGUGUCUCUGUGGUCAAUAUUUCGCCGAAGACAAGGCAGCUGUUAAAUACAAUUAACAAAAGUAAUAAGUGGAAUAAAUCUGUUUUGGAGAACAUCACACAGCGUUCAAGCUCUGUCAUAUGUUUACUUGGCAAUGGGAAUGCAACUUUGCUAACAAGCCUAUGUACAGCGCUAGAUGAACUUUCAACAGAGGGUGAUGACGAUUCAACAAAUAGGAAGAAACGUAUAUAUUUUCCAGAACAAUUAAACGAUGACCCAUAGAUUGUGAAGUAUCUGUAAUUCAGAUGAUCAGGAAGUUGAUUUGGAAGGUGGUUUGCCUUGGGAAGUGUAUUUUAAAUCUCUGAAGUUGUUUCAAAAGCAAGUCCUAACAGCAAAAAUUGGGAAUGUUUCAUGCUAACUUUGAAAGAUAGAUUUUUACAAGAUUAAAAGAUAUUUUAAAACCAAAAUUUUGUUGCUUCUCAUUAUUUUCUCCUU
Molecule: messenger RNA, 645 nt
Organism: Dendronephthya gigantea
Lineage: Eukaryota; Metazoa; Cnidaria; Anthozoa; Malacalcyonacea; Nephtheidae
Exons: 3
Coding region: 40-432 (130 amino acids)
Source: RefSeq, a predicted model, not a curated record